This is a messenger RNA of Stomoxys calcitrans (stable fly), 3204 nucleotides long. RefSeq lists its product as uncharacterized. Gene Ontology annotation, biological process: positive regulation of voltage-gated potassium channel activity; sleep; regulation of synaptic transmission, cholinergic. The record is from RefSeq and is a predicted model, not a curated record. The transcript has 5 exons. Bases 648 to 1091 code for a protein of 147 amino acids. Lineage: Eukaryota; Metazoa; Arthropoda; Insecta; Diptera; Muscidae.
AUGUAAUUUCACAUCGUCAUCUGAGCAUUAAACAUCGCGCGGCGGCGGUUGAAUAGAAAUAAAUUCAAAUUGAAGCGAAAAGCAAAAGAAUCGCACAUACACACACGUACAGAGGAGCAUACCAGCCCCUCGGUUCACAACCCAUACCCACAUACACACACACACACACAACCUUAAAGCUCUUCGUAAAAGCCAGUGUGCGAGUCUCGAUUACAUAGCCAGUCAGUUAGUGAACGGACGGAUUUGAAAUUGAAAAUAAUAAAAAAAAAAUAAACGCAGGCAAAUUAUACAAAAAAAUACAGAUUUUUUAAGACAUAGUGAUGGUAUGCUUUAGUUUGCCAAUUGUCGUGAUUGAGCUCGCUGAAAAAAUCGGUAACCAAAUUUAACCGAAUCCGCUGCAAAAAAAAAUCCUCAUCACAUACAUGCAAACGCGCGCACACACAUUCGUUUAAGAUCGAAAAUUCCAAUUAAGGAAUUCGUAGUGUGGCAGAAGGCAAAAAAGAACCAAUACCGAAAAUAGCAAAAAAAAAAAGUGAAUCAAGUGAAAUUUUCUUGAAAAAAGGAAAUCGAAAUAACGUGAUUUUUAUUAAAAUUCAUUUGAAAUUUUUAACCUGGAACAAGUAUCUAGCGUCAUUACCCGCAGCAAUAUGCAGUCACUAAUCCUGGUCAGUGUUAUGGUGCUGAUGUUAGCAGUGCAGCAAGGCUCUGCCAUUAAAUGUUACGUCUGCAACAGUCACAAAGAUGCCAACUGUGCUUUGGAUAUACCACCAGAUAAUCUUCUCAAGGACUGUGAGGAGGUCUAUUCAACAAGAGGACGUGGCAUUUCAACAUAUUGUCGUAAAAUUUCACAAAUCAUUGAAUUCUCUGUAAAUAAUUUACCCCCAGAUAACCGUGUCAUUCGUACCUGUGGUUUCCAGAAUCAAACCAACUACAAUAACUGCUACACACGCGCCGGUUUUGGUGGCCGCCAAGUGGUGUGCUCCUGCACCGAAGACAACUGCAAUACCGCUGCCGGUCUAGGCGUUUCCUCAUUAGCCAUGGCAACAUCGUUAUUCUUUGCUGUGGCAUUAUUGCUGAAAAAAUUUGUUUAAUUUCUUGUGUCCUCUGGUCAAAUCUCAAUAAUUGCUAAUUUUCUUUUACUUGUCGUUUCUUUUCCUUAGAUUUUAUUGUUGUUUUCAUUUUUGUUAAAUAUGUUUUUUUUUUAAGUUGAUUUUGUUUGUAAUGUUAGAUUUUAUUAUAAGGCCUCAUGUAAUUUUAUUUUGAAUCCUAAGUUCCUUAUGGGGUUUUAAUAGUAGCAACAGUAUUUUUUCUUUUCGUUUUUAUCAAAUCUUUAAAACAUUUUUAAGAAGAGAAGAACAAACAAACAAACGCAAACGAAUAAAAUGCAAAAUUUAUUGGAUUUUAAAAAUCAAUCUAAAACUGAUUUUACGAAAUAGCUGAAAACCCAAACCACAAAGAAAUCCACCCAAUGUAGGACUUAGCCUGAUGCGGUAAUUUAAGUAACUUAUUUUAAGUGAAAUUUGCACACAAAACCCCCCACCAGCUAUAGAAGUUAAAUGAACCAUACUGAAAGAAAAAUAAGAACAAAUGCUGCAACGGCUUUUAGAACUACCAUGUAUUUCUUCAAGUUCCUUUCAAGAAGCAUGUAGUUUUUUGAAUUAUUUCUUAAUCCAAAGAAGAAAAAAAACAAUAACCCGGAAUGGUUUUACAUUAAGAAUUAAACAAUAGUUCGAAAUAAAUGUAAAAUUCCUACAAACAACCAUAUGAUGAUGUAAUAGAAUCAAAGACAAAGAUGUAUUCUUUUAAAAACUCUUCAUCUAAAUGUAGUUCUAUUUUUUUUCGUUUACCAAAUGUACCAAAACUAACUUAGAGCAAAACAAAACACAAUACACGAACUAAGUAAAAUAAAAUCUCCCAGAAAGUAUUAAAAAAACAAAGUGAAUUUUUAAUGGAAAAGUGUAAAAGUAUCUGUAGCCUACCGUUAAAUUUUUGAAUUUAAGUCAAGUGAAGAAAACCUAAAACAAAACAAAAAAAAAAUAAUAUUGCGUUUUUUGUCUUUUUUUGAGAAACUUUUUAAAGUACAUACAAAAAAAUAUUUAAUACGAAACUAAUAAAAUUUGUUAAAUCUUAAAACAAGAAAGAAAAUAUAAUAAUAUUACAAUAAUAACAAGAAAUAAGUUAAAUGAUCCUGAAUUUGUGAAAACAUAAAUGAGUAACAUGCAGCUAAUACCAAAAAAAUUGCAUAGGAAAUUCCCCAAUAAAAGGUUCUAUACAAAUUCCCUAUAGAGAAUUUGUAUCAACGGAAUGACCUCUUCCUACCUUCCUUCCUUCACCCCUUCAACCUUGCAAAAUAAUUUGAAACUUCCAAAAACUCUAAAAUUAGACCAUACACAUAUACCAAGCUUUUUUAAAUAAAAAGAUACUAAAAUCUGCUCUCUCCCCCUCUCUCUCUCUCGACAAAAGAAAUGCAUAAUAAAAUUUUAGAAAAAUUUAGUAAAAACUUAAACAAUUUCAAAGAACAGCGAUGAAAAGUAAAGCAUUAGCAGACAACUAUGAAAAUUUUGAAAAUGCACUACAUACCAAAGCCCUGGCUACCUACCAUUACCAUCACAUGCAUACAUACAUAUGUAAUUGUUGUAAUUGUUAAAAAAAAAAGUAAAAGUCCCCAUUCGCAUACACACAUUCACAUACCAAUACACGCCAAAAAGAUGUUAGUGACCAACUGCCAAAACAGAAGUUAUUAAAGCUAACAAUGAAAGCAAUUAUGUAAAUGUAGUUGUACCAUAACUCUCUCCCUCUACCCACAUACAUACAUACAAAGAAGAAAACAUUACCCUUUAGAUAAUAUUUAUUUUAAAAUAAGGUAGAUACAAGUAAUUUUAUUUUAUCUUUCAUAUUGGUUUUUAUCCAAACCCACUGUAUGCGUAGCUGUUCCCCCUCCCUGCCAUAACUGCUAUGGUUACAAAAACCCACACUCCUCCGCAAAAAUUGUAAUUGCAAUCCUCUGCAUCCUUAUGUGAUGACAGUAGAUAAUCAUCAUCCUCAAAAAAAUCGAAUCUAAACAAUGUCUUUUAAACAGAAAACUAACGAAAUAAACCAACCAAAAGACACACUACAAAAAUAUGUAUUUCUAUAGUAACAAUUGUGCUGAUUCAAAAUGUCAUAAGUGGAAAAAAGUAUUGAAUAAAGAUUUAAUAAAAAUAA